Molecule: messenger RNA, 1126 nt
Organism: Magnolia sinica
Lineage: Eukaryota; Viridiplantae; Streptophyta; Magnoliopsida; Magnoliales; Magnoliaceae
Product: large ribosomal subunit protein uL6m-like
Exons: 3
Coding region: 264-572 (102 amino acids)
Biological process (GO): translation
Cellular component (GO): ribosome
Molecular function (GO): structural constituent of ribosome; rRNA binding
Source: RefSeq, a predicted model, not a curated record
GUCCGCCGGCUCUCCGUCUCUCCUCUCUCAUUAGGCAAAAAGGUCGGAUUUCAUUUACAGGCUCCUGAUUUACAGGUUGCCAGUUUCCAACGGCUUUUUCUUUGAAGGAUUCUCUAUAAAGGAGAGACGCAUCUCCUCUCUCCACCGGCUCUCUCUCUCUCUCUCCUCCCAACAGUAGCUGAUCUCGGUACCCGUCCCCUUUCCGGCGAGGCAACGUCUCUCUACUGGCGAGGCUUCAAGUGGCUGGUUGGUAAAAGCUACAAAUGGAAGCGAAAUUCUUUCGGUUUCUCAAAAUUGUGGGAGUUGGGUUCAAAGCAAGAGCUGAAGCAGAAGGCCGCAUGCUGUAUCUGAAAUUGGGUUACAGUCAUGAGGUUGAACUAACCGUCCCACCAGCUGUCCGUGUGUUUUGUUUUAAACCCAACAUAGUCUGCUGUACUGGUAUAGAUCUGCAAAGGGUGACUCAGUUUGCUGCCGCUGUCCGUAUUUGUAAACCCCCUGAAGUUUACAAAGGCAAGGGUAUAAUGUACAUCGAUGAAGUCAUCAAGAAGAAACAAGGAAAGAAGUCCAAAUAAUGCAUAGGCAGAAGGAGAAGACGGAUCUCCAAAGGCCGACUCUUAAAUAUCUACAGUCUGCACUGGGGGCCAAUUUGUUUCAUCUUUUUUUUUUUUUUUACCCUUUUCUGGGAAGAGGUCAUGUUGCAAUAGAGCUUAGCUGAGGUUUGAACUCUUGAUCUCAAGAGGUACAAGGUUGAGGUCAUCUUUGCCAGAUUUCUUGAAUCAUUUGAGGAAGUAGGUUGGAAUGAAGCUUUUCACAGCUCACUGAUCAUCUCCAUACAGGCUGUUAUUCUCAUCGCAGGUGCUGCAAAACCAGUUUGUUGAUACAAGCCAUGUGGGAGAGAAAAAUAAGGACUAUUGUCUACCGGUCGGUUACAUUUUUAGUUGAUGAUGCUCAAUUUUCAAAGUCAUUAAAAAGGGUUGAUAUGGAUGUGGCUGGAGCAGCGGCAAUGUACAUUCCAGUUUUACCAUUGAUUUAUAUUUUUCACAAGAGCUUGUGAGGAACACAACAAAGGCCAGCAUGUAUCUGUUAGAACUUUACCCAGUGUAGGAAUUCUUGCUUAGUCACAAAA